AAGAAUCUCACUUCUCACACUCUUCGGCGUAGAUUCAAACCAGGAAGUGAAACGAAAACACGAACUAUCAUCAGCAGAGACGUUUACAAGUUUGCAACCUUGAUGAUUUUGUGUCACUAUGUGAGCGACAGCCUGUCAAACGGCCGGGACUUUGUUUUCAGAUGAUGUGUGGGAGAUGUUCAAACAAGUCGACAACAAGCUGUCAGGCUGCUGCUGCAGCUGAUAUCAUGGCUGUUAUUAUAAGGUCUUAUUAUACAUCCAUGGCUGAUGUCCAGCCGCCGUCCUGCUGCUGCUGCUCAUGUUUCUGCAUGUCAUUCGGUGUCUGACCUACAUGUUUAAUCCACAGGACUGGAUUUGACUCGGAGGGAUUACAGUCAUUUGUAUCGUCAAAUUAUCCUAAACUACGACCGGAAGUUAGUUUUUCCCUUCUACCACAUUGAACAGCAUCUUUCAAUCAAUAUAUUUAUUUGAGCGUCCCCGUUACACAUUUAUAUAAUGCACUUUUUAUUUUUUGAUUAGGCUGGGAUAACCUUGUCGCGAAUAACUACAAACCGGAAGUACAAUGUUGUGGUUGCGUGUAGCUUGACUACAGUCAUGUACAUCUGGCCGCCUGUUCGAGUCUGUUCCUCCUUCUUAACUCAGUAAGUAUGGCGCUCGUGCAGAGUCCCAGCAGCACACGCGCCGUAGGAGCCGGCAGACAGCAUGCGGGCUGAUGUGGAGUACAGCCCGGUGGGCGAGGGGCUGGGGAUGCGGGACUUCUGGCUGUAUGUGUGGAUGCGGAGGGCGGCGGUGAUAGCGGCUCAUGUCACUGGCCUGGGCCUGAGCCUCAUCAUCUCCCUGCUGUCAAGACCCGGAACCAGUCUGUUCUCUUGGCAUCCAGUAUGCAUGUCUGUUGCAUACUGCCUGUGUAUGACUGAAGGCAUCCUCCUCUUCUCAGCUGAAGGAUCCCCCUUCUGCUUCAAGUCUCGGAAGGGUAAAGUCCGUCUCCAUUGGUUCUGCCAGGCUCUGGUCCUGAUAGUUGCGGCUACUGGGCUUGGCUUCAUGGUGGCCAGCAAGAACGUGUCAGAGCGCCCCCACCUGGUCACCUGGCACAGCCUGUUGGGCAUCUGCACAUUGGCAGCCACCCUGAUCCAAGCGGCCUGUGGUGUCUGCGUCAUCUUCCCCAAGCUGCUGCGUCUGACCUUACCUACACAGAGGUUGAAGCUGUACCACGCCACCUGCGGCCUAGUGGUCUACCUGCUGGCCAUGGUGACUGUGAUGUCAGCCAUGUUCUCAGACUGGUUCCAGGCUACCGUUAAAGGGGUGGCAUGGUGGGCCUUCCUCCUGCUGCCCCUCUUUCCUGCCCUGGUGGUGAUGAAUCAGAUCACUAAUGGCUACCUGCCCCGCAAGAAGAUCACCAGCUAGGAGGCACAGAGGAUGAGAUUGUAUUUACACCGUGGCCAUAGUGGAUUGAUGUUGUACUCAGAGGGCCAGACACUCAAAAUCAAAGGCUAAAGCAGCAUUUGAAGAUGAAAUCAUUAAUGCAAACUGCUUUAUAUACUAGUAGUCUCACAGACAGAAGAAGAACAUGAAAAUACAAGUGUCUGUCUUCAAACACAGGUUUCUCAAGGGAAGGCUUGAAGCCUGGAAUCUAGUUUUACUGCUUGCCGCCAUCUGUGUCAGUUACUGGAGCCAGAAAAUCCUGAUUAGGUAAAGGGAUGUGGUCUUGGUGGCACUGAGUCCCAACAUGCAAAACUCAAAACACCACAGUUGAUUUUGAUCAUUUGUGCCCUCUAAUGAUCAAUUUGUAUUCUUGAAUUAAGAAUGCAAUAUGUUUUCAUGAGUUUAUACCUCAUUUUCAACUGUUAUCAUGUUAGUUAUCACAUUUAUUCCAUUUGAUUAAUGAUUGAAGCAAUUUGAGGAAUAAAUUAAUUUGAGGGUACAAAUUACACAUUUUUGGGCAGAAGUUAUUCAUUUGAGGGCACAAAUGACUAAGUUGUGUGCUUCAAAAAUGUCAAAUUUUCAAAAAUGUUACCCCUGAUACCUCUUGAACUUCACACACUUCAAUACACUCAGGAGAGAGCCAGCAUCUAUCAGGCCAGUAGAAUCACUGCAGCUCAAAACAUUUGGUGUCCUCAAGCUGCAACUCCUGUUGAAAUGAGAAACACAAGAGGGAUGACACUAUGCACAGUAUGUGAAUCGCCAUGCUCCAAUGUGCACCACAGGACACAUGGGGUAUGCUCAUCAAUCCGACAAACUGCUGGAGGCAGAGCUGAGCUGGUCUACAUCUCUGCAAUUGAACUACUUUCAUCUGUUGCCUCUCCAGAGGAAUAUUUGCACUACAUAUGCAGUGAAAGCAAAAGAGACUCUUUGUGAAGGGAUAUAAAGCAGCGACUGCUGUUUAGUUAAACACUGAAUGUGUUAGGAGGCAGCUUCUGCAAUGAAGGUGCUGUGGUUGAUUAUAUACCAGCCUGUAAAUUGUAUUUAUUUAUUCAUUUAUGAUAUUUUUGUGUUGUGUCUGUCUUGUCUGCUUACAGGUGCUACAUGGAGCCUUUAGCACUAAAACUCCACAAAUAUACAAUAUUUUUCAUACUUAAAGCGGAUGAAUAUGUGUAAUGCGUACAUGGACAUCUGCAGUGAUGAACCCACAAAGAAUAAUCACAAACCCUGCAGAUUUUGCAAAGCUUUUUUAGCCUCUUUAGCUCAUUGUUUUGGCUUUAUGGCACAUUUACUGUGGAGUCGUCUCAGUACCUUCAUCAGUCAGCAGACGGUUGCCUCAGCAAAAAGCUUUGAUAGAUAGAUCCACCGUCUCCAAAACAGAUGGACAUAGUUAGCUAGCUGGUCAAGACAGUGGAAUAUCUAGCUGCUAAAGACAUUUUUCUCAGGAGUUAAUGGAAACCAGAACAGAUGAGCAGAAAAAUUACUCCAAUUGAAUGCUAAUGUUGCUCUGUCUGCUGGACACAGAGCAACAGUUGCUAACCUGUUAGCUAUAACUGUUAUUCUUUCCUCUGGUGUUCACAAAAAUCAGUUUUGCAGCUUUAAUAGAGAAUGGCCACAAGAAUUAAUACAAUAGUUGUAAACAAAUGACACCAUUGAAUAGAGUAUUGUGAGCUACACUGAGCCUCAUGGUCCAAGUUUUUUUUUUGAUAAGGGCACAUGUAUCAUUACAGAAAGCAAUAAGGUUCAUGGGAAAUGUGCUCUUAAUUAGUACAACAUUAGCAUUAGCAUGAUCGGCGGAACGGUUUCCUCACUGAGGCCUUUAAUUGAUUACACAAAUGAUAUACUAUUGUCAUUGACGUGACAGAUAAACUGUAUGCAGAGCUACAUGUAGCACCUCUGGUUCAUCAACUUUUUGUUUUUUUUCAGUGUGUACAUGUGACAUUUAGCAUUCUGUCUUUUAUGUGGCUAUCUGUUAGCCGUGUUCUUUGUGAUUUUUUGCCUAUGUAAACAGUGAAUGAAUGUGCACUCGCUCUUGUGUUGCUUUGUCAAACAAAGGCAAAGGUACAAGCUUUCCUCUAGCAAAGAUGUCAUCAGUCAGUCCCUCCAGGAACCAAACUAACGCAAAUUAAUCCAAUCCCUUCAUUAAUUGAAAGAGUUUAACACUUUGUCCUGUCCUCUCAAUACCUCUGAAAACAGUCACAUGAGAAGACUUCAAAACUGAACCAAUCACAGCACUUUUCCAUCCAAGUCAGAUCAAGCCAAGGGCAAAUUCAUCAAAACUUGGUCUCAGCAAACCGGCAUCCUUAUAAAUAAGCAUCUGAAGUCAUCUUCCUCGGCAGAGAUUAAGAUCCUGCCCAUUUUUAACCAUCAAACUAAUCAUCUGAUGCACAUGGAGCUUGUUGGGAGAGCUACAGCCUGGAAGCAAGUACUACCUGACAGGCUGAAUUCAGGGCAAAUAAAAGUCCCAGAUAGCACAAAGAAGGUGCUUUGCAGUUUUGCAGAAAAGCAGCUGCAGAUUCUAUUAUUUCAGGCGCAAUAAUCAGGACGACACUCUGGGAGACCCUGGUGGGACAGAUUAACAUGAACUAUUUUUAAAUUCUGGAGCAAACCUGAUGCACAAAGACCGACUGGAUGUACUGAUCCUCCAGCACCUUGUCUCAACUUUGUCUUAAUCACUACUAGGCAGCCCAUACAAAUACAAAUCAGUAGUUUCCUUUUUGACAUAAUACUUAGCUCAUUAUAGAUCAUUGCAUGGCUUUAAGACAGCAAACAUAUUAAGGUUCUUCUAAAGCACUCAUCAAUGUAGAAUGCACUUAAUAAUGGGAAAUUGUAAGAGAAAUCAGGCAAUAUUAGACCUUCUCUGUUUAGUCUGACAUUUUGACUGUUCCUUCAGCUUUUGUUUAUGGUUUUCAAUCUGGUUUCAGAUGGAUGAAAAUCAUUUAAUGCAAUGAAUGUACACAAUUGGAAAGUAUUUUUUUAAUGUUCUUUUUAAGUCAAAAUUUUCUUGAUAAAAUAGUGGAAAGUAAAAUUCCAGAAACUGUGUGAAUUUUCUAAUUAAACUCUCACCUUUUGGAGACCUGUGUAAUCUUUCGCCUUAGAAUUUAUUCUUCCCUUCAUCAAAUGUCAUGAAUAUACUCUGAUAUCCUACUGAGCACAACUCGCUCACAGAUAAAUGUAUUGUUGGUUCAGUUUACUACUCAGGACUUUGCUGUAUGAGCCUGUGCUGUGUGUUAGUGGGAUGAUCAGAGUGGAGGUUGUGAGGUUUGUACUUACCCCAUUCUUGCCAGCAGGUUGCUGCCUGUGAACCUUCUCUAAUAAACAAAUACAUACAUUUGAA
Thunnus maccoyii (southern bluefin tuna) is the source of this 4756-nucleotide messenger RNA. It is a transcript of the gene cyb561d1, whose product is annotated as probable transmembrane reductase CYB561D1. Lineage: Eukaryota; Metazoa; Chordata; Actinopteri; Scombriformes; Scombridae. Gene Ontology annotation, molecular function: transmembrane monodehydroascorbate reductase activity. The transcript is spliced from 3 exons. The record is from RefSeq and is a predicted model, not a curated record. The coding region runs from base 703 to 1404 and encodes 233 amino acids.